This is a messenger RNA of Staurois parvus, 423 nucleotides long. Lineage: Eukaryota; Metazoa; Chordata; Amphibia; Anura; Ranidae. The record is from the annotation of a GenBank genome assembly.
GCAAUCUACAUGAUUGGUGUCCUAUGGACACAGCUGAUCACGUGAUGUGGUAAAAGGCCAAUCACAGCAACCUUUUACCACGUGAUCAGCUGUGUCCAAUGACACAGCAGAUCACCGCGUGAGGAAAGUACUACCGAUAACCGGCAAUUGUCAGAGGACAGAUCGUCACCAAUCAGUGCCCUGAUGAUCAGUGCCCAGCAGUGCCGCCCACCUGUGCCACCCACCUGUGCCCAGCAGUGCCACCCACAAGUGCCCAGCAGUGCCGCCUACAAUUGCUCAGCAGUGUCACCCACCAGUGCCCAUCAGUGCCACCCAUCAGUGCUCAGCAUUGCCGCCAGUCAGUGCUCAUCAGUGCCACCCACCAGUGCCCAUCAGUGUUACCCACAAGUGCUCAGCAGUGCCGCCUACAAGUGCACAGCAGUG